CGUCACAUGUCUUGGCACGCUGCGGCUCUCGAGUAUAAAAGGCCGGCCAGGGUCCAGGCGACCCGGCGGACAGACCUGUCCUAUUUGCCCAAUGCUUUUGUCUGCGCUCGAUUUAUUCACUUACCUUUUGAAUUUCUCGCUCUUGGCAAUUCUCGUAUUCGCAAUGUCUAACCAAAACACGCCGCCCGCCUUUCACAUGCCCUCGGCCGAGGAGAUCCAGGCCAAAGUCGACGAGUGGACGCCCAAGCUGGUCGGCAAGUACAUCCACGACGACGUGCGCCAGGAGCCCAACGACCUGUCCAGCAUCGCCGCCGACAUGGUCGUCAAGGUCUCGGAGCUACCUGCACCCGUACGCGUGAUCCGGCCUGGGAUGCCGGUGACCAGGGACUUCCGCCCGUCGCGACUCAACGUCAGCGUCGACGGCUCGGGGCUCAUCAAGGCGGUCACCUUCCACUAGUCGAGCAUUUUGAUAACCCCUAAACCUAGAUGCUUUUCGUUUGUAAAUGGGAUGUGCGGCUGCAUUUUCGAGUCAGGAGUUGAGAAUGAUGGUGUGCGAGG
Messenger RNA from Linderina pennispora, 558 nucleotides. RefSeq lists its product as uncharacterized. The record is from RefSeq and is a predicted model, not a curated record. Lineage: Eukaryota; Fungi; Kickxellomycota; Kickxellomycetes; Kickxellales; Kickxellaceae. The transcript has a single exon. The coding region runs from base 92 to 457 and encodes 121 amino acids.